AUGCAGAUUGACCAAGAGACGCUUACCAAUGCGACGGAUCCAGAUGGAAUCCUACGGGGCCUGCAGCAGCUCUUUGACCCCAAUUACCCCCUGCACCUCCUCAAAGGCGAGGAAUUCGGAAUCGACAUUCACAUGUUUGCUGCGUGGGCAGAGGAGCAUCUCGGCAUCCACCCUCGAUUCAUCACCCCACACGACCUCCGAUUGAUGCCCGACCCAACCGCCAAAACGGGGUAUAAGCUGUGUUGCGUCGCAGACCCCAUGUAUGUAGACACAUCGGCUUUCAAGAAUGACGCCAGAGAGCCCCUCGAGGAAAUCCACCAGGUCGGCCUUGAGCUGUACCAGCGCGAAUUCCGCCUUCUAAAGCCGGAGAUGCAGCGGCAGCUCAGUCUGCGCUGCUUCAACGAUAUACGCACCAUACUACUGGUCCACGACAAGCGCAUGCUCGGAAUUGUGCUGCAAGAGCUCGAGCCGUUAGGCUGGCUAGGGUCAAACGAACUGCACAAUUUUAUUGAACAAUGUGCAACAGCACCACAACUAAAAGACGAGUACAUUCUCAAACCCAUCCGAAGUGGCAAAGGAGCAGGCAUUGUCUUCGGCGAUGAAAUCAGUCCCGAUGAAUGGAUGGAGAAACUGGAGCAGCUGAAGACAGCCUACCUGCCGCCGGGCGUAACUGUGUAUGUCGCUCAGCGCAGAAUCUACCAGCUCUGGUAUAAUUUGAAGCGUAGCCGGGACGGAAUGGUGCAGCGGUAUCAUAUGGUUGGGACAUAUCAGGUGGUUAAUGGGCGGUUUUUGGGAUUGGGGGCAUGGCGGUGCAGUCUGGGGAGACGGUUAGUGAUGGGGGGACUUGGGUUUGUUCUGUAA
Molecule: messenger RNA, 861 nt
Organism: Aspergillus ruber CBS 135680
Lineage: Eukaryota; Fungi; Ascomycota; Eurotiomycetes; Eurotiales; Aspergillaceae
Exons: 3
Coding region: 1-861 (286 amino acids)
Source: RefSeq, a predicted model, not a curated record